AUGUGUGAUCUUUUUGUAUUGUUCAAUGGUUACUCUAAAUUGUGUAAUGAUAAGGAGAUGUUAGCAAACUGUAGUUGCUCAUUGAUAUUAGGAGAUCAUAAUAUUAUAGUGGAUACUAUGACAGCAUGGGAUUCUGACAAAAUAAUUACAGCUUUGGCGGGCUACAACAUUUUACCUGAUAUGAUACAUUAUGUUAUUUCAACGCAUGGUCAUUCUGAUCACAUAGGAAACAAUAAUCUUUUCCUGAAGGCAAAACAUAUAGUUGGAUACAGUGUUUCAUAUAAAGAAAAGUACUUUUUGCACCCUUUUGAAUCAGGUGAAAAAUAUUAUAUAAACGAAAAUGUUGAAGUACUCCCAACUCCUGGGCAUACUCUAUCAGAUGUAACAGUUCUUGUAAAAACAAAAGAAGGAACUGUUGCUGUAGCAGGUGAUCUAUUUGAAAAUUCUGAAGAUAUAGAAAAUCCUACCAUAUGGAUGUCAGCUGGCAGUGAAAACCCUGCCCUGCAGAGAAAAAAUAGGGCGGCUGUUGCUGAAAUAGCGCAUUGGAUUGUCCCAGGGCAUGGUCCAAAAUUCAAGGUGACAGAAGAAAUCAGGAACUCUUUAAGUAAACAAAUUUAG
Messenger RNA from Diatraea saccharalis (sugarcane borer), 618 nucleotides. Lineage: Eukaryota; Metazoa; Arthropoda; Insecta; Lepidoptera; Crambidae. The record is from the annotation of a GenBank genome assembly.